GUGGCAAGGUUCAGGUCCCGCCAAUGCCCAGGCUCCAUACAACAAGCGCCCGGCGCCUGGUGCAGCACUGUGAGUCAGGUUGGCCAGCCCCUGGUCGCGACGGCGGGCGGGCGGCUCACGGCGGGCGGUGCCGCCUGAGAGCGAUGGGAACGACGUCCAAACUCAUCACGAUUCAGGAGGUGGGGGUAAAACAGGCGGCGGCGGCCUGACCCGUACCUCUCGACCUACCACCAUCGUCUUCUGCGAUUCUUCCUCUUACACGUCCUCCUCGUCGAGCUCAACAGCCCCCUCGUUGCUUGCCCUCGACUCGAUCGAUUAUGACCGCCCCCGCCGACCCCCUUUUGGCCCACAUCGUCUCCCGCGUCGAGGCCGACAUCGAGUUCUUGAUUUCGCAGAACUAUAUCGCUCAAGCGGAUGCGUCGCCCUUCCUGCAGCGCUUGACGCAGCUUCAAGCAGGGGCAGGCCAACAGGCGACCACAUUCCCAACUCCUACCCCAGCGUCCGCCUUCACGCCUACUUACAACGCUCCCAAGGCCGCGCCUCCAGCCCCCGCCCCUCGCGCAGCAGCCGUUCCACCAGCGCAGCAGGCGCGUGCGAAGUGGCCCUACAAUGAGGACAGAAGUGAUCCCGACGACCUCUCCUUCUCCGAGGGCGACGUGAUCGAGAUCGUCGAGGAGACAAACGCCGACUGGUGGACCGGCCGCGCGCACGGCAAGCAGGGCCUCUUCCCCGCCACCUACGUCGAGAAGAUUACCGCGCCCUCCCCUUCGGCGCGCUCGCUGCCCCCCGCGUACACAGGCGCGAAGGAGAAGGCAGUGUACAAGCCGUUCGGCGGCGCGGCUUACAACCAGCCGCCCUCCAACGCGCCGCCUCCGCAACCGGCAGCGCCGUCGACGAAUUCGGUGGGCCUACAGCAGGACACCGCCGGGCAGGAGCAGAAGAAGAGCAAGUUUGGCAAGUACGGGAAUACGAUGGCGCACUCCGCAGCGGGGGGUGUCGGGUUUGGUGCGGGUGCGGCCAUUGGUGGUGGCCUCGUGAGGGCAAUCUUCUAGAGAGCCGUAUAUGUCUCGCGUGCAGCUCAAGCCUUUGCGCGUCGAUCCAGACGUCGCUCGCAGAUCAUCAAGAACGUAGGCCCGCUCACGAAACCGCUAUGUCCCGCUUUGUACUGGCGGGCACCUUUCUCCAAAUUCACGCUACCAAGCUCAGCUUAACACACGAUACGGCCUUUCGCUCCUGUCCGCUGCCUUUAUACCAUCACUCUCCUCCUCGGGCUUUUGUAUGGUAUUUAUUCCACGUGGACUAUCUAUCCUAUCCAGUGCAUGCAUUCAAUGUCCG
Messenger RNA from Schizophyllum commune H4-8, 1335 nucleotides. RefSeq names its product SH3-domain-containing protein. Gene Ontology annotation, molecular function: protein binding. The transcript has 4 exons. Gene Ontology annotation, biological process: protein transport to vacuole involved in ubiquitin-dependent protein catabolic process via the multivesicular body sorting pathway. NCBI's taxonomy places the organism in Eukaryota, Fungi, Basidiomycota, Agaricomycetes, Agaricales, Schizophyllaceae. Bases 318 to 1052 code for a protein of 244 amino acids. Gene Ontology annotation, cellular component: ESCRT-0 complex. The record is from RefSeq and is a predicted model, not a curated record.